Brienomyrus brachyistius is the source of this 5319-nucleotide messenger RNA. Its product is annotated as liprin-alpha-2-like. Gene Ontology annotation, biological process: synapse organization. The transcript has 33 exons. Lineage: Eukaryota; Metazoa; Chordata; Actinopteri; Osteoglossiformes; Mormyridae. The record is from RefSeq and is a predicted model, not a curated record. Gene Ontology annotation, molecular function: protein binding. The coding region runs from base 264 to 4118 and encodes 1284 amino acids. Gene Ontology annotation, cellular component: presynaptic active zone.
AGUGCACAGAUUGUUACAUGCCAUCUUUACACCAAUGGGUAUUUUUGGAAAACGUAAUGUCACCGCAAAGCCGGACAGUUUGAAGUGUUUCUUGCAAAAAAUGCCAGCUGUGGAUUUAAGCGCGGCGUUUCCUCCGGCAUCGCCAGUUUCCUUCCCGUUAGAGGGGUACUAGGAAUACGGCCGUCUGUAUGAUUGCAUUAAGCGGCGGGGACUGCGGCUGUCAUUGAUCUGGUUGUAGGAGCGGAUACAGACACACUGGAAAGAUGCUGUGCGAGGUGAUGCCAACCAUCAGCGAGGACACGGCGGCCGGCCAGCGCGGCUCCCAGAGCAGUGCCUCGGACCCUGACUCGCACUUCGAGCAGCUGAUGGUCAACAUGCUGGACGAGCGCGACCGGCUGCUGGACACGCUGCGUGAGACGCAGGAGAGCCUGGGGCUGGCCCAGCAGCACCUGCAGGACGUCAUCUACGACCGCGAUUCGCUGCAGAGGCAGCUGAGCUCCGCCCUGCCUCAGGAGUUCGCUGCUCUCACCAAGGAGCUGAAUGCCUGUCGGGAGCAGCUGCUGGAGAAGGAGGAGGAGAUCUCCGAGCUGAAGGCGGAGCGGAACAACACGCGGCUCCUGCUGGAGCACUUGGAGUGCCUGGUGUCCAGGCACGAGCGAUCGCUCCGCAUGACGGUGGUCAAGAGGCAGGCCCAGUCGCCCUCUGGUGUCUCCAGCGAGGUUGAGGUUCUCAAAGCUCUCAAGUCACUGUUUGAACACCACAAAGCACUCGAUGAAAAGGUGAGGGAAAGGUUGCGGGUGUCACUCGAGAGGGUCUCAGCCUUGGAGGAGGAGUUGACGGCCGCCAAUCAGGAAAUCACAGCCUUACGGGAGGAAAAUGCCCGCAUCCAGAGGAAAGUGGCAUCAGGGGAGGGUGCGGAGGAGCUGCCAGAGAGUGCCGAUAUCACCCAGAAGACCCACGGCAAGCGUCUGUCCAAUGGUGCCAUGGAGACCGUCAGUGAGGCCAGUCAGGUGGUGGAGCUGCAGGAGCUGCUGGAGAAGCAGAACUACGAGCUGGCCCAGAUGAAGGAACGCAUGUCCUCGCUGGCCUCGCGUGUGUCCGAGGUGGAGCAGGAGCUGGAGACGGCCCGCAAGGACCUAAUCAAGUCCGAGGAGAUGAACAACAAAUACCAGAGAGACAUCAAGGAGGCCAUGUGUCAGAAGGAGGACAUGGAAGAGCGCAUCGUCACCCUGGAGAAGCGUUACCUCAGCGCCCAGCGGGAGUCCACCUCACUGCACGACAUCAGUGACAAGCUGGAGAAUGAGCUGGCCAACAAGGAAGCUUUCUUGAGACAGAUGGAGGAGAAGAACCGGCAGCUGCAGGAGAGGCUGGAGCUGGCCGAGCAGAAGCUGCAGCAGACCAUGAGGAAGGCGGAGACGCUGCCUGAGGUGGAGGCUGAGCUGGCCCAGAGGAUAGCGGCCCUCACCAAGUCUGACUCAGGCUCCUCUUCCUCUGCCGAUGAUUAUCAGUAUGUUAUGGAAGCUAAACUCCAAGACAUGACCUCCGUCCUUAGGAAGGCAGAGGAGCGGCACGGGAGCAUCGAGGAGCGCAUGCGGCAGCUGGAGGGCCAGCUGGAGGAGCGCAACCAGGAGCUGCAAAGAGCCCGGCAGAGGGAGAAGAUGAACGAGGAGCACAACAAGCGUCUGUCGGACACAGUGGACCGGCUGCUGACCGAGUCCAACGAGCGACUGCAGCUCCACCUUAAGGAGAGGAUGGCGGCCCUGGAGGAGAAGAAUGUCUUAAUUCAGGACUCGGAGAGCUACAGGAAACAGCUGGAGGAUUCGCUCCAUGAAAAAUCUCAGCUGGCUGAAGAGAUGGAGAAGCUGAGGUCAGAGCUGGACCAGUACAAAAUAAGGGCUGGGUCAAUUACGGACCAAACCUUGUCACGGUCCCACCUGGACACGUCCACGGAUCUGCGUUUCUCCCUUGGCUCUCUGGCCGACACGCAGUCCGAGCACUACAGGUCGGCCAAGGCGGCCCGGAGGUCAAGAAGAGGCCGUUUGGGCCUCCACAGGGAUGAGCCAAAGGCUAAGUCACUGGGAGAGCACGAAUGGCGGGCGCAGCAACUGGGAGUCCUGGGCACGCACACUUUUGAGAGCGACACGGAGAUCUCGGACAUCGACGACGACGAUCGCGACACCCUCUUCAGCUCCAUGGAGCUGCUGUCCCCUGGUGGGCAUUCGGACGCUCAGACCCUCGCCAUGAUGCUGCAGGAGCAGCUGGAUGCUAUUAACAAGGAAAUCCGGCUCAUCCAGGAGGAGAAGGAAUCAACGGAGCUCCGGGCGGAGGAGAUCGAGAGCCGAGUGGCCAGCGUGAGCCUGGAGGGCCUGAACCUGGCCCGCGUGCACCAUCCGGGGCUGUGCCUCACUGCUUCAGCCACCGCCUCCUCCCUGGCCAGCUCCUCCCCCCCAAGCGGGCACUCCACCCCCAAACACAUGCCCCACAGUCCCGGCCGCGACAUGGAGCGCAUGGGGGCCAUGACGCUGCCCAGCGAUUUGCGAAAACACAGACGGAAGAUCUCAGUGGUGGAUGAGGACGGCCGAGAGGACAAGGCCACCAUCAAGUGCGAGACUUCCCCGCCAUCAACCCCACGCCAAGUGCGGAUGACCCACACGCUUCCUGGCUCCUCUCACAGUGACUCUCGCGGCUUGACCACUGCCAUGGAGGCCGAGGUCAGUGCCCUCAGCAGUGUCACCAGCAGCCAGGACUCCCUUCACAAGCAAACCAAGAAGAAGGGCAUAAAGUCCUCCAUCGGGAGGCUCUUCGGCAAGAGGGAGAAAGGACGACUGGGCCAGCUGGGCAAGGAGCUGGGGGGUCCUGGUCCAGGCGUGAUGUUAGAUCCGGAACUGACAGGUCAGGACCUUGCGAUGGGGAAGCUGGGCACCCAGGCGGAGAAGGACAGGAGGCUGAAAAAGAAGCAUGAACUACUGGAGGAGGCGAGGAGGAAAGGCCUGCCUUUUGCCCAAUGGGACGGCCCCACCGUGGUGGCCUGGCUGGAGCUCUGGCUGGGCAUGCCCGCCUGGUACGUGGCAGCCUGCCGCGCCAACGUGAAGAGCGGCGCCAUCAUGUCGGCGCUGUCGGACACGGAGAUCCAGCGGGAGAUCGGCAUCAGCAACCCACUGCACCGCCUGAAGCUGCGCCUGGCCAUCCAGGAGAUGGUGUCCCUCACCAGCCCCUCGGCCCCUCCCACCUCCAGGACCCCCUCGGGCAAUGUCUGGGUGACCCACGAGGAAAUGGAGACCCUCGCAGCUCCCACCAAAAUGAAGUCCGAGUCCGAGGAGGGAAGCUGGGCGCAGACCCUGGCAUACGGCGACAUGAACCACGAGUGGAUCGGCAACGAGUGGCUGCCCAGCCUGGGCCUGCCGCAGUACCGCAGCUACUUCAUGGAGUGCCUGGUGGAUGCCCGCAUGCUAGACCACCUCACCAAAAAGGACCUCAGGGUACACCUCAAGAUGGUCGACAGCUUCCAUAGGACGAGCCUGCAGUACGGAAUCAUGGGCUUGAAGAAGCUCAACUACGACAGGAAGGAGCUGGAGAGAAGAAGAGAACAAAGUCAACACGAUAUCCGAGACGUGCUGGUGUGGAGCAACGAGCGCGUGAUCCGCUGGGUACAGAGCGUCGGGCUGCGUGACUAUGCCAACAUCCUGCAGGAGAGCGGCGUGCACGGUGCCCUCAUCGCCCUCGACGACAACUUCGACUACAGCAGCCUGGCUCUGCUGCUGCAGAUCCCCACCCAGAGCACGCAGGCACGCCAGAUUCUGGAGAGAGAGUUUAACAAUCUGCUGGCCCUGGGCACGGACCGCCGGCUAGAUGAGGACUUCCAGCGCGGCUCCGCCUGGAGGAGACAGUUCCCCCCUCGGGACGUGCACAGGAUCAGCAUGAUGCCCGGCUCCGCCGAGACGCUGCCGGCCGGAUUCCGGCUCACCGCUACAUCAGGCUAUUCCCGCAGGAUGCCACCCGAUGCCCUCUACGAGGUGCGGGACGACAGUACUGAUGACUUGUUUUUGGACUGGGUUCAAGCGGGUCCGGCCACAGUGCAGAGGCUGGAUAGCUCGACCGUGCGCACCUAUUCCUGCUGAGCAGCCAAUGGGAGCGAGCCGUGCUGAGCCCUGUGGAGACUCCUCAGGCUAGGGAGGGCGAGCGAAUUUGCCGGAGGUCCGGCGAGACACACUGCCAGGGAGCGCCCCCUCUGGUGGGCACGGGCCGGGCCGGGCCGCCCCUCUGCUCCCACGCGCCUGAACACUGGAACCCGGUGCCGACUGCGGCCUCUCUCCAACUGCCCUCCGUCAGCAUUCCUACCCUUUUCUCGUAACUAGUAAAACAGUACAUAUGCUUUAACGGAACCUAUAGGCUGUAUGUAAAAUAAUAUAAAUAUGUUUUUAUAUAUAUAAUACAUAUAAAUGGGAAAAAACGUACUCAAGCGUGUGCAUAUAAUAUUCCAGGAUGCCGUUUAAAUGUUGGAAUAAUGCUGCUAUUUGUACCCUACUUUCCAUGAAGCUGUUUUUCGUUUUUGUAUGUUAAUGUUUUUGAUCCUAGCCCGCAGGGUUUGAAGUACAUCAAGGCGUUAGCGCCUCCUAGGGGGUAUUUUAAAAUCAGCUGCGUCGCCCUGGCAGCGGUGACGCGGCUCCACCUUUAUAGCUGUGACAGCCAGCCAGCGCCUUCUGUAUGCGCUCCACUGGCACAGAGGGAUUCUGGGAAAAAAUGCACAGAAGGACGUUGUCAGAGCCUGAACCGACAAGCUCUGGCGGUGGUAUUUACACUGAUUUUUUUUUUUUGAAAAAAGUCCGGGAUAUCGAAACUUGAAUUAACAAUCUGUUAGCGAGAGACACGGAUGGCGGAAAGCUGAUUCGGAAGCUUCUGGACCGAGCUGGCCUUAUGGUUAUAGAUCACACUGUAGUCACUUUAUCAGCAGAAAUAUCUGAAAGACAGUCAGAACCUCGCAGUGCAUCGUUGACCUGGGCUAUUAUUUAAUUUUUUUUUUCUCUCAAUGGACCCAGUGCUUGCUGUGAUUUCCUCUGGUGUACCUAACUGUCAGCUGUUAUUUUUUAACGUAGAAGUGUUGAGCAGAGCUGAAGAGACCCCCUUCCUGAUUACGACCCAAGCCGUCUUUUAGUUAUUUCUGCCACUAUACCCGAAAUGUUCGGUUUUUACACUCUGGGUUUGCACGUAUGGAACGAUGAUUUGUGUCCAUGAUUAUUUAUCACUAACUGUUUUAUGGCCAAGAAUGAAUUGUGAUUCGACGGGUUUUCGUUGUCAAUAAAGAUGUGUCAGUAACUGGCA